AGCCCUGGGGACAGCAUCCUCUCCUGCCACCCCAGGGAUGGGGCUCAGCGCUGGCAUCCAUCAUGGUGCAUUCUGGCGCACUGCUCCUGGGUCAGGGGCCCAGAAGCUCAGCGCUGUGCCCCUCCUGAAGGAUAAUGCCUCUUGCCAGCCUGCCGUCUGUGGUGAAAGCCUCAAACGGGAGGGCUGCCUGGGCAGGACCCUCCAGGGAAGGACAGAUCCAAACUCUUCUCUCUCGCUGAGUGCAAAAAAGGAAAAAACGGCCCUGGGUCCUUGAAGGGCAGAACCAACCAAAGCGCCUGCUGUUGUCAUCCCAAAUGACGGUGCAAAGUUUUGACCAAGGAGUUGAUUUUCUUGUAAACAGAAAUGCAUAAUCCAAUAGUAUGAUUUUGAGAAGUGAAAUGACAUGCUUUAAAAAAUAUGGUUAACAAAACGCUUCAGAGAACAGUGCUAACUGGAUUUUUGUUUUUGUUUUUAAAUUGCAUGCGAUAGGCAAAUCCCAGGCCUUAAUCUCGGAGCCUUUGUUUUGGCGCAGCCUGCUGACUUUUAGUCCUCUUCUCUAUCUUGGGAUCUCUAGGGUUUAUUAAUCCCAGUCGCUCUUUAUCCUGCCAAUCUUCUAACUGUAGCCACUGCAGCCCCACAGAUUGACAGGAGUGCCCAGUGCCAGCUGAUCACCCUGCCCAAAUAUUUUUAUGGAAGAAAGUUUGAGGUGGUGCAAUAUUUCUGUUCCCCUGGGCUUUCUGCACUAAAUAUUUUCAUUCUGCAUUUUCUCUGCAACUAUUACCUGUUUCGAUGUAUUUUCCCCUAAACAGAGUAUUUGGGACAUUCCUCCUUGAACCCCAAGAUGUAGGUAUUCUGUGAGAAGAACAAGGUCAUUGGUGCUCUCCGAGCUUGCUUGUUUUCUUGCAGAUGUUUCAUUACCCAAACCAGGUAACAUCAUCAGUGCUAGUAAAGAAGAACUUUCUGCACAUAGCAGAAACACUGAAAGAUUAACUCUAUGGCCUGAGCAGCAUUGUACACUUUGCAAGAUGUAAUGGGGCUUGUGAGGUUAAUAUUAACCGGAGCAGGGGUUGGAGUAAAGAUUUGUUGAUAAUGAGGAAGUAUCAUAUAUAUUUCAGCAGCAGUUCAACCUCCCUCUUGCCAUCUGCUGUCAAUCCAGGCCCUUUCAGGGCAACCUUCUUCCUCCCAGUCCUGAAAACUGCCCAACCCCGAAAGGGUGACUCACACAACAGCCCUGACUUGCUCAAGAUAAAGAAUGCCAGAUAAGGAGGAGAGAGAGAGGGAGAGAGAGGGAGAAGACAUCCAGGAUCAGCUGGCCCUUCUUGGCAGCUUGGUAGCUUGAGAUGUGAAGGAACACUAUUGUGCUAAGUGGGAGUGGGAAUGUUAGGGUUCAGUUACUGCGAUUUCAUCCCUUGAGAUCUCAAGCUUUGCUGACAGUCUGAGGGGGUGGGGAGGCCAUAUUUACCCCUAAAUGCCCUCUGGGCUCUCUGAACCCUCGCCUCUCCUGCUUGCUGCAGGACUCAGGAGGAGGAAGUGCCCUACUGUGCCUUGCCCCUGAGCGCCUGCCGGGCACUGCUGUUUCCCUGGCAGAGACAGGGUGUUCCUGCCAAGAGCAACUUGUCUCUUCUGCCAGUCUCCCAAAGCGGGCUUGCAGGAGCCUGUGGGGCUGGAGGGAAGAGGAAAGGCUCAGUGAGGUGCAGGGAGGGUACUGGCUGCCUUGCCAGUGUCAGAGGCUGGGAUAUAUUCCACCAGGCUGCCCGCUGUGUACACACAGGUGCCUUCCUGCUACCAGAUCAGUCAGCGCUUUUUGCCCUUUGUGGCUUGACAUCGGCCCUUUCCUUGUGCCUGAUCUCCUGGCCCAACCAGCCUCCCACCUGAGUGCCUGGGCACACGAGAGCAAAGGGAGGAUCGUCUCAGGCUGGGAAACUGAUCACACGGGAAGGCAGACGGGAGGGAGGAGACGCCCAGCUUCCUAGGGGGAAGAGCUUGCAUCGGAAGGGUCAGGGCCAGGUGGGAAGAAAAAGACAACUGGACGCGGCGGUUUCACCCGGAGGAAGGCAGGCCGAGAGCCAGCCGUGACGUCUCGCGGGGGCCCCAAAUAACGCACGCGGACCGUUUGGCUGAAUAAAGGCCGACGGGAGCACAGCUCCCUUCCGCCGCGCUGCCUCUCUAGGCUCUCCGUCCUUUGAUCGGCGGCGCGGCUCUCGUUGGCUCGCCCAUGACGUCAUCUCCCCGCGACGCCCGUUUCGGCCGGCUCCCUGGGCGCCGCCAUAUUGCGCGACUAGGCCGGCGGGCGGGCCGGCAGAGCAGGCGGCGAGGGCCGACGCGUCGCCCGCCAUGUCGGAGACCUACGACUUCCUCUUCAAGUUCCUGGUGAUCGGCAGCGCCGGUACCGGCAAGUCCUGCCUGCUGCACCAGUUCAUCGAGAGCAAGUUUAAGCAGGACUCCAACCACACCAUCGGGGUGGAAUUCGGGUCGAAGGUGGUGACCGUCGGCGGCAAAACGGUGAAGCUGCAGAUCUGGGACACGGCUGGGCAGGAGCGGUUCAGGUCUGUCACUAGAAGCUACUACAGAGGUGCAGCUGGGGCACUUUUGGUGUAUGACAUAACGAGCAGAGAGACCUACAAUGCCUUGACCAAUUGGCUAACCGAUGCCCGGACUCUGGCCAGCCUCAAUAUUGUCAUUAUUCUAUGCGGCAACAAGAAGGAUUUGGAUGCUGACCGGGAAGUCACUUUUUUAGAGGCUUCUCGUUUUGCUCAAGAGAAUGAGCUGAUGUUUCUCGAGACCAGUGCCUUGACUGGAGAGAAUGUAGAAGAAGCUUUCCUGAAAUGUGCACGGACCAUACUAAAUAAAAUCGAAUCAGGUGAGCUUGACCCAGAGAGGAUGGGCUCAGGUAUCCAGUACGGGGAUGUGUCCUUGCGGCAGCUGCGGCAGCCCCGGAGCAGCCAGGCACAGGCGCGACAGCAGUGCACCUGCUAGCCCCAGGUCCCCACCGGCUUGCAAGUGCUGGAACUCCGCUGCUCUGGGCCCAGGGCUACAUGAAGCCUCUUCUUCCGUUUGGUUCUCCAAAGCAACAGGCCUUGUGGGCUGAAGACCCCGCUGCACCCCCUGCUGUUGCUGCCACAGCCACUGCCGCUUCCUUCCCCUUGCCUCGCCUCCUGUCCUCAGACAAGAAGGGUUGCACAUUCGGCUCUCAGAUUUCCUAGCAGAAGGUUUGCACAAGUAGCUGUGGCCAGGCCCCUUCAUCCUCCCCCUCGCACACUGCUGCUCCCCAAAGGUGUUUGUGUGGGGUGCCCCUAGAGGGCAUGGAGUCUUCUUGACCCCGUCUGCGCUCCGUAGCUGCCUCCAGCUGAAUAGCAGCCAAUCCCUCUGAUUGGGAAGGAAUGUCCAUGUCCCUCCCGAGAUGCUCUACUUUCUUCCUUCCUUCCUUCCCUCUGUAAGACCUUGAAAUCUUUUACAUUGCACUGAAUCUCAAGCUGCCUUGAGAAAUUGGGGGGGGGGAGGUUUGGGGGCAGGUGGGAGCACAGUUGUGGGGGUGGAAACUGUGGUGUUGUUUGCAGGGCAGGAUCCCGAGCGAAUGCCUCUCCCCCCAGGUUCGCUUGUGCAGGGUGGCAUUUCCAUGCCUUCUUUGGCUUUCCAGGCCCCUCUUAUGCUUGGCCUGUGCCUCUGCCUGCACCCCUCUUUUUUCCUGGGGCUGCAGUGGCUGGGCCAGACCAGUGGGCAGGUUGGGUUGGUUCUUGAGGGGUUUUUUUUUGCCCAGUGUUGAUGGAGUGAGAAAUGCUCCCUUCGGGCAAUUUCUUUGAGCUCUUUCCUGGGUGAUUUACUCUGGGCUGAGUCCACAGCAAGAAAGCCAUAGCAUUGGCAGAAAAAUCUCUGCUUCCCUCCUGGUGUGGGAAGCUGUGGGGCUUCCCCCCCCCACUUUGGGUACGCUUGGAUUCCCACAUGCAUUCAAGUGCUGCAAGAGGUCUGUAUCGCUAGAGCCUUUGACUGGGCACCAGCAUGAGAGGCUGAUGCCGAGUCAAGAGAGGCCCACUGUUGACAAAGUACCCCUGACUUCCAAAGAGCCCAGCCUGAAUUUUGUCACAAGAAGAUGAGAAAAAACACCAAGUUAUGGAAUUGCCUCCAGUCCCGUGGCCAGCGCUACCAGGCUUGCUGUGCGGGGUCCCUCUGCUGUCUGGGUCCUGCAGUGGAGAGGAUGGUUUGGUGGGGAUCUUUUGAGAGGCACCAGCUCUGAUGAGGAUUCCCUCCCCCCCACCCCCAAUUACAAUAGUUUCUCUUAACCCUCUGAAAGAGCCUGGCUCUCUCCCGCCUCCCUUUCUCCAGUGGGCCAGGAGCUGCCUCCCUGUGUGUUGAUCCACAUUUGCAUGGAUCGUCAGGGAUCUGGUUUUUGCCAGCCAUCCAGAAUGGGCCUGGGUCCAGAUGAUGGCAAGCUAGGUGGGUUUGGAAAAGUUUGCUGGGCCAGAAGUCCUCCCUGGUUCACUGAGGAAGGUAGGUAGAACCUGGGAGUUCCUGUUAGCAGUUACUUCUGGCCACUGAUGGUUGCUCCCUUGCAGGAAGAGGAGCUGCUCUGAUUGGGGGACUUUCUCCCUUCCCUCCCCAGUUUUAUAGUGACAUAAUGGGAAGGUGAGAACCUGGAGGUGGGACCUAUUUUUUUCUGCUAGGAUGUAGCAAUCUCUGCUCCUGCUUGUGUGCUGGUAAGGUUCCGCUUCCUCUCCUCCUACACCCUCAAAAAGAAAGGAAGAUGAAACGGGGGUGGUAGUUCGUAUUUUAUUUUUAAGUGUAAUGUUUCUCUUUGUUAUUUAUUCUUCUGUGUCAAGGGCAGAAACAGGCUCACUUUGCAGGUGGGGUCCCUGCUCUCAUUUGCCCACCUCGGCUGUAUCCCAGGUUUGAUUCCUUAAGCUUUGUAGGAGGAGGAGUUCCUUCCAUCCAGAGUUAAACAGCUGAUAAUUAUACGCAGUUUAAAACUUAAAUCUUCUGGUUUAUUUUAUUUUUUCUAUAGAUGCAAACAUUCCCUCCAACUUUAAGGCUGUGAAACCGAUACUCAUACAUAAAAUGUUUUUUCCCCUUUUACAAAUGUCAGAAUUGUGAUGGCUUUUUUCUUUUUGAAGCAAUACGUAUAUGGUAAUUAAGCAGCAGGAGGGCCGAAGGCAACUCAAAUGUAGGGGAGGCUGCCUGUAGGACCGAUAAACGCUGGUUGUGGGGGAAGAGAGGCUGUUUCUAACCAUGGCUGAUCUGCUUUGGGAAUCUCACCAGCAGGGCCUCCAACUGACUGCUCUCCCCUUCCCUGUCAAGAGUGAGACCGGGCCAGGCAUUGGGCAGUGGGCCCUCUAGCUGCUCCCCAGAGCAGGGCUCUGCCACCUUGGCAGUUUGAAGCCUUAUGGACUUCAGCUCCCAGAAUUCUUCUGCAUCUCCGUCAGGCCUUCUGGUGGCAGGAGCUGUUUCUGCUCCUUUUAGCACUGUGUUCAGCUGGGAAGUGCGGAAAAUCCUCCCUUGCUUCUCUGCCCAAAAGCUCCCUCCUUCCCUUAACUUGGGCGAUUUGCUCUACAGCUGACAGGAGGCAAAAGAACUCCAAAGGAGAAAGGGGCAUUUUUCAUUUUUUCAAAUGACAGGAGAAUUGUCAAGACUGUUAUUCUCAUAAGAUGUUCCUGUCCUUUACUAUAGAGAGGGAGGGAUAAGUAAGCACCGGAUCCCUGAUUCUCAUUGAAGACAAAUUCUAUAGCCUUUUAAUAACAAAACAGCAUGGUAACAAGAAGCCAUCCAUUCAGAAGAUAUAUGCAAUAACCAUAUCAAGGAAUGAUCCUGUAGUACUUUUAACUUAAUUCAGACUGAAUCCUUACUCGAGUUCUCCAAGAUUUACAUGUUUUAUCACAUUUCUUGCCUGUAACUGAACAGAAAUUAAAACAGAAACAGAAAAGACAAAUUGGAAAAUGUUUUCAGAAAAUAAAGAGCAACAAUUAAAAGA
Molecule: messenger RNA, 5959 nt
Organism: Ahaetulla prasina
Lineage: Eukaryota; Metazoa; Chordata; Lepidosauria; Squamata; Colubridae
Gene: RAB4B
Product: RAB4B, member RAS oncogene family
Exons: 8
Coding region: 2335-2976 (213 amino acids)
Biological process (GO): Rab protein signal transduction; regulation of endocytosis
Cellular component (GO): endosome
Molecular function (GO): GTPase activity; GTP binding
Source: RefSeq, a predicted model, not a curated record